CCAUAACCUCACACUUGCAAAUUUAGUUAUUUAUUGUUGAAUUUAUAUAAAUUUAUAAUAGUAUAAUGAUAUAAUUUAUUAUAAUACUCGUGUGUGUGCAUAGUUGAAUUUCAUAAAUAUCUAAACAUACCGUUAAAAAAUGAGUACCAGAAGAGGAGACACAUCUCGCAGCAGGCCCCAGAAGCACCAGAACAAAACAGCCUUCAAGAACAACCUCCACGACACAUCGCACACAACAAAAUUCAUAAACUCCUUGCACAUCAGUCAAGUGUGCAAACACUGCAAAGACGUCAUCGAAUGGAAAAUCAAAUACAAGAAAUACAAACCUCUGACCCAGCCGAAGACUUGCACAAAGUGUUCACAGAAGACGAUAAAGCAAGCUUAUCAUAUCAUGUGUAUCCCCUGUUCCCAGAAACUGAAAGUGUGCCCCAAGUGCUCCAAAGCCGAGGAGUUGGUUCCGAAAGUGGCAACUGCUGAGGAGCAGCAGAGAAUGGAUGCGGAGAUGAGGCAGACUCUGAAGACUUUGUCGGAGAGGAAGAGGAGGACCUUUCUGAGGUACAUGAACUCGAAUAAGAAGAACAAGGAUGAUGCAGAGGAUGCCACGGGUGAGAAGCCGAAUAAGGAGGAGCUGAUUGCUAAGUUGGAUGCUUUGAAAGUGGACGAUGGUGAGGAUGAUAGUUUGGAUUUUGGUGACUCGGAUGGUGGUGAUGAUGGUGGUGAUUUUUCGGAUUUGGGAAGUGAUUUUGAUUAA
Ctenocephalides felis (cat flea) is the source of this 751-nucleotide messenger RNA. RefSeq lists its product as uncharacterized. The transcript is spliced from 2 exons. Bases 140 to 751 code for a protein of 203 amino acids. The record is from RefSeq and is a predicted model, not a curated record. NCBI's taxonomy places the organism in Eukaryota, Metazoa, Arthropoda, Insecta, Siphonaptera, Pulicidae.